This is a messenger RNA of Cervus elaphus (red deer), 1105 nucleotides long. Its product is annotated as collagen alpha-1(I) chain-like. The transcript has 4 exons. The coding region runs from base 1 to 912 and encodes 303 amino acids. NCBI's taxonomy places the organism in Eukaryota, Metazoa, Chordata, Mammalia, Artiodactyla, Cervidae. The record is from RefSeq and is a predicted model, not a curated record.
AUGAACAAAGCGCGCGCUGUGCGGGCGUGGGGGGAGGCGCCGCUCUGGGAAAGGCUGGGUGAGGGCGCUCCCUCCCGCGACGCCUGCGGGUCCCGCUCGCUGCGCGGCUGGGACGGGAUAAGAGGAAGUCCCGGGGACCUGGGGAAGAGGGGCGCCGCAGGUGAGUGCGUGGGGACGCGGGGGGCUUUGUGCCGAGCGGGCUCCGCUGCUCUCCCGGGAGCGGCUUGCUCCUGCCCUCCCGAGCCGCUGCCGGCGCCGCCGCCAGAGGGGGCCCUUGCGCUCCGCCCCACCGCGGCCGCCCGCCGCCCGCCGUCCCGGGGGGAACGCGGAUCCUUGUCCCAGGACUUUCCUGCGGGCGACUGGGCGACACUCGCGGGGUCUCGUCCGCCGGCUCCUCUCACCUCCCCUCUCCCGCCGACAGAAGGACUGAGAGCCCUGCGCCAGGACAGCGGGGUCCCCUGGGGGCAUCUCAGCUGCCGUCCCGGGCUGGGCCGCCUUGAUGGGACAGGAAAGGGAUACGGAGUCGGGCUCGGAGGCAGUGCUGUCCGGAAGGGACCGCUGGAAAACAUCCUUCUGAGACCCCUGGGGAAAGAGACGGGGAGAGGCUGUGGAAAGGAGCGCCCGCUCAGCCCUGCCACCUGCCUGGGGCCCCCUGUCUACCAGUGUCCCUGGAGGGGCUGCCUUGAGCUAGCUUUCCUCUCUAAGGUAGAUUUUCCCCACCUUCUUAUGGCUUCUGAUGCCCAAGCGUCCUCAACUGCCAAGGCCUGGGUCCUGGCUGUCAGAGGCAAGAGAGAGAUCAUAUGGUCUGGGCCCUAUAGGACUUUUGGGGGGGGCGCUCUGUGUGUGUGUUUGGGGGGGGGGUCAGGGCCGAUGUGGUGGGGUAGCAUCCACGCUGACCUGUGUUUUGGGUGAAGACGUGGCACCACCCCCUCCCCCCCGCAUGGCCCCCACCACCCCCCAAGCUCCUGAACUGCCUCCAGGUCUCCUUCAGCAGGAGCUUGCUGGGAGCCGCCGUGCCAUUGCUCCUGCCUUUAGAACACUGCUGCAGAACCCACUCCUUGCUCCUUUCUGCCCUGGCCUCCUCGCCUCACCUGUUUUCUGCUGU